Molecule: messenger RNA, 570 nt
Organism: Closterium sp. Naga37s-1
Lineage: Eukaryota; Viridiplantae; Streptophyta; Zygnematophyceae; Desmidiales; Closteriaceae
Source: the annotation of a GenBank genome assembly
AUGCUCGCACUCGAACCGCCUGGGGUGGAGGGAAGGGGGGGAGGGGGGAAAGCCCCUCCUCUCUCUCCCCUUCAACCCUUCUCUCUCUCCCCGUCACCCCUCCUCUCUCCCCGUCACCCCUCCUCUCUCUCCCCGUCACCCCUCCUCUCUCCCCCCCUCACCCCUCCUCUCUCUCCCCGUCACCCCUCAUCUCCUACCCUUCACUCCUUCUCCCUCUCCCAUUCACCCCUCGUCUCUCUUCCAUUCACCCCUCGUCUCUCUUCCAUUCACCCCUCGUCUCUCUUCCCUUCACCCCUCCUCUCUCUCCCCUUCACGCCUCCUCCCUCCCUUUCACCCCUCUUCUCUCUACCCUUCACUCCUUUUCCCUCUACCAUUCACCAUUCCUCUCUCUCCCUUCACCCCUCUUACCUUCACCCUCCUCCCCCUCACCUUGCCCACAGCGCCCAGCACCACAAAAGAGUCGGAGCAGCCAACAACAGCGCUGGUGUUGGCAAAAGCACACACCACAAAAGAGUCGGAGCAGCCAACAACGGGGGCGCACUUGAGAGGGAGGGAAGAGAUGCGCCUUAG